Sclerotinia borealis F-4128 is the source of this 828-nucleotide messenger RNA. The record is from the annotation of a GenBank genome assembly. NCBI's taxonomy places the organism in Eukaryota, Fungi, Ascomycota, Leotiomycetes, Helotiales, Sclerotiniaceae.
AUGAAAAUCACACUCCCCCUCCUCCUCUCACUCUCCACCCUCGUCCUCGCCCACCCCCUCGCAGAAACCGACUCUGAAACCACCACCAAAAUCGAAACUCCCGCAUCCGUCCCCGAAAUCAACACCGAGCACCUCGCCAACACCGCGGACUUCUUCUCAUCCGACGCCGCCGCCGCCGCCGUCAUCACGACCGAAAAUGGUCUUUCGACUGAUGCCUGCAAGCCCGUCAUUAUGAUUUUUGCACGGGGCACUAAUGAAGAUGGGAACGUGGGGACGAUCGCCGGACCCCCUCUCUUUACCGAUUUGAGGGCUGCGCUUACGACGGCCAAAAUUUCGGUACAGGGUGUGGCUUAUAGUGCGAAUGUAUUUGGCUACCUCGCAGGCGGCGACACCGAAGGAUCCAAAACCCUCGCCAGCCUCACCAACCAGGCCUCCACCAAAUGUCCCUCGGCCAAACUCGUUUUAGGCGGCUACUCACAAGGUGCGCAACUGGUGCACAACGCUGCGAAAACCCUAUCCGCGGCUGUAUCAGCCAAGAUCGCCGCCGUCAUCGUGUUUGGCGAUCCGGAUAAUGGGCAGGCGGUGGGUAGUGUGCCCAGCAGUAAGGUGUUGAGCAUUUGCCAUGCGCAGGAUAUUAUUUGUACGAAGAGAGGGGGGUUUACUACCCGUGAGUUUUGGGUUUUUUCUUUUUCCAUUCCUGCUUUGCUGGGGGGUGCUGCGUGGAGAGGAGAGAAGAAGUUGCUGACGGCGGUUUUGAUAGAUUUGACAUAUGGGAUUGAUGCGGCAACUGCGAGCGCAUUUAUUGUGAAGGCUGUUGGGUCAGUUUAG